Messenger RNA from Branchiostoma floridae (Florida lancelet), 1926 nucleotides. RefSeq names its product biogenesis of lysosome-related organelles complex 1 subunit 6-like. Gene Ontology annotation, cellular component: extrinsic component of membrane; transport vesicle; BLOC-1 complex. Gene Ontology annotation, biological process: intracellular transport. The coding region runs from base 221 to 724 and encodes 167 amino acids. The transcript is spliced from 6 exons. Lineage: Eukaryota; Metazoa; Chordata; Leptocardii; Amphioxiformes; Branchiostomatidae. The record is from RefSeq and is a predicted model, not a curated record.
CAUCGCAUACUAAGGUAACAUCAUGAGACUGUAGAGGUCAAAGUUCAAGAAAUAUCGAACAACACGAAAGCAGAAGUUUUGGUGGAAGGUUUUUGUGCUUUUGAGAAUUUCUGAGAAGUUAAGAAGUCUUUAAUUGAGAAAUUCAAAUAGAUACUGCACAGGGGGACCUUUCGGCGUCAACUUAUGUUUAUACAGCUCACUUGUAUCAGAUGAUCCUAAGAUGGAGGAGGUAACGGAAGUCGCUGCAGAAGCUACGGAGAGUCCCCUGAAGACAGACAGUCACCCCUCUGACCUGGCAGCCACAAGUGGGGCAGCAGUACAAGCAGUUGACGAGGAGACGGUGUCUCUCCUGACAGACGGACUCAUCCGAAAACUUGGUCCAGAGACGGACUCUGUCAAAGACAAACUGGAUGAAUUAAUAAGGAACCAAGAGGUUAUGAUAGAAGCUAUGCAACAUGAAAACACAAGGUUCUCCGAAAGUGAAGCGACCAAAAGUCUUGGAGAGCUGUUGUCAGAGGCCAAGAGGUAUCACAACAAACUAGUCCUCAUCAGGAAAGAGAUGGUCGCUCUGCACGAGAAAAGUACCAAGUUGAAGAAGCGUGCGCUGAAACUUCAACAACAGAAACAAAAGGAAGACCUCCACAGGGAGCAACAGAAGGAGAGAGAACUGGAAAGAGAGAGACAACUCAUGGCCAGACCAGCCACUAAACCAGAACAAAGAUAGUUUAAAAUCAUAUUUCAUCUACCAACUUCUCAAUUGUUUCAAAAGAAAUAUUCGUCUCCUUUCUUUCAUUUCGAGGGGAAUAGUACUAAACGACCAUAACAAUGAAUAUUGAACUUACUUGUACUUGGGAGUUUUAAUUUUGUACAUUAGGGACCCUAUAAUUAUAUUGGAAAUUGACAUAAGUCAUUAGCCAAUGAAAUAGCUCCAUUCCUUGAACAAGCUUUCUGAUUGGUCAUCUUGCAAAGUCAUGAUCAUUGAUCUUGUAUUGGCAGUUUGUAGAUAAUGUUUUAUACCGUAACCAAUCAGAAUGCUUGUCCAAGAAAUGGAAUGUUCAUUGGCUUAGGAUUUAUGACAAUGUGGUCAAUUUCCAACCAACUUUCAAGCACAAAAUAAUGUACUUAAAACUAACUGUCUACCCUAACUGUUCAUUUUUACCCAUUUUACAACAAAGACAUGUUUAUAAAUGCAAAGAUUGGAAAAUAAUGUUUUAUCUUAAGGGCUUUAGAAAGAGAGCAGAUGACCAUUGAACAUUCAUUUCUGAGAAAUAUGAUUCAUCUGGAAUAUAGUUGAGAUUUAGCAAUCAAUUAUAAGAAAGGAAAGGCUUAAGCAAGGAAGUUCAUGUGUUUGCUAAGAAUAAAGACUAAAUAAUCUAAAUACAUUACCAGUUUCUGAUAUUUGUUGCAAUGGAAAAUUUGUACAGAUUUUGAGUAUACUAAGUAGUCAUUUUCUGUAAUAAUUAACAUAUUGGAUCAAUAGUAUUAAUUUCAGAUUGAAAAUUAUAAAGCUGAUAUAGUUUCGUUGUAUAUUAUGAUAUUAUCAUUAUAAUAUUAUUGUUACUUUACUUGCUGCUAUUUUCCAUUUUCUUGCCUUAGACCUAAACACUGGUCACUUCAUAUUUGGAAGACAAAAGAAAUUUUGAAUACUUCGGAUUCAAGUAUAUAUUUCCAUAACUACAAAUGUUAUGAUGUACACAAGUACAUUAAAACAAAGCUGUAUACUUCUUGAAUGAUGUGUGAAACGUAACUGUUCUGUGAGUUGAUGGAAUUUUUGCCUUUUAACAUCAUGUUCUUUUAUGAAAAAUAUCCUUCCAAAUAUCAAGAGUGAUCUGUGGGAUUUUUUUUCCCUUUUGGAAUGUAUAAAAAAUCAUUUAGGAUUAGAGCCAUGAAAAUCCAAUCCAUCGAAUAAACAAAACUACCCAAUUA